Chlamydomonas reinhardtii is the source of this 3575-nucleotide messenger RNA. RefSeq lists its product as uncharacterized. The record is from RefSeq and is a predicted model, not a curated record. Gene Ontology annotation, molecular function: ATP binding; ribonucleoside-diphosphate reductase activity, thioredoxin disulfide as acceptor. Gene Ontology annotation, biological process: deoxyribonucleotide biosynthetic process; DNA replication. Bases 238 to 2874 code for a protein of 878 amino acids. The transcript is spliced from 11 exons. Gene Ontology annotation, cellular component: ribonucleoside-diphosphate reductase complex. NCBI's taxonomy places the organism in Eukaryota, Viridiplantae, Chlorophyta, Chlorophyceae, Chlamydomonadales, Chlamydomonadaceae.
GCUACACUUCUCGACGCAUACAAAUACAGUUAGACCACAACGCAGCCAAGCUUGCAGUCGCAACUUGCAACAACAUACUGCUUUGCGCGCGCUCCAACGACUUACGCCUCUGCCCGCGCCAUAAGCUUCACUCAAUCCUAGGCUAGUGUACAGGCAAUCGUCGGGCUAGGAGCCGCGCAGCCGCUUGUCGGCGCGUUCCCCUCCGAAUUCAAACUUCAGCCACCCGACUCCGCGAGAAUGACGAGCAUGUAUGUUCUCAAGCGCGAUGGCCGGCAGGAGCCGGUCAUGUUUGACAAGAUUACAGCGCGCAUCGUCAAGCUGGCGUAUGGCCUGAACCCGGACUUCUGCGACGCGGUGCUGGUCGCCCAGAAGGUGGCUGGUGGUGUCUACAAGGGUGUCACCACCUCUGAGCUGGAUGAGCUGGCUGCUGAGACCGCUGCCGCGCUCACCUCCACCCACCCCGAUUAUGCCAUCCUCGCGGCGCGUAUCGCUGUGUCCAACCUGCACAAGAACACCGAGAAGUCGUUCAGCAAGACCAUGGACAAGCUGUACACCUACCGCAAUCCCCGCAACGGCGAGGAGGCUGCGCUCAUUGCCAAGGAUGUCUAUGACAUCAUUGUGCAGAACGCCCAGCGUCUGGACAGCGAGAUCCGCUACGACCGCGACUUUGACUACGACUACUUUGGCUUCAAGACUCUGGAGCGCUCCUACCUGCUGCGCAUCGACGGCAAGGUGGUGGAGCGCCCCCAGCACAUGCUCAUGCGCGUGGCGGUCGGCAUCCACAAGGAGGACAUUGAGUCGGCCAUCACGACGUACCACGCCAUGUCGGAGCGCUGGUUCACCCACGCCUCGCCCACGCUGUUCAACGGCGGCACCCCCCGCCCCCAGCUGAGCAGCUGCUUCCUGCUGGCCAUGCGCGACGACUCCAUUGACGGCAUCUACGACACCCUCAAGGAGUGCGCCGUGAUUUCCAAGUCGGCUGGCGGCAUCGGCCUGUCCAUCCACUGCAUCCGCGGCACUGGCUCCUACAUCCGCGGCACCAACGGCACCAGCAACGGCAUCGUGCCCAUGCUGCGCGUGUUCAACGACACCGCCCGCUAUGUGGACCAGGGCGGCGGCAAGCGCAAGGGCGCCUUCGCCAUCUACAUGGAGCCCUGGCACGCCGACGUGUUUGACUUCCUGGACCUGCGCAAGAACCACGGCAAGGAGGAGGCGCGCGCCCGCGACCUGUUCUACGGCCUGUGGAUCCCCGACCUGUUCAUGGAGCGUGUGGAGGCGGACAAGGAGUGGAGCCUGUUCUGCCCCAACGAGGCGCCCGGCCUGGCCGACUGCUGGGGUGAGGAGUUUGAGCGCCUGUACCUCAAGUACGAGCAGGAGGGCCGCUCGCGCCGCGUGGUGCGCGCGCAGCAGCUGUGGUUUGCCAUCCUGGAGGCCCAGGUGGAGACCGGCAACCCCUACAUGCUGUACAAGGACCACUGCAACCGCAAGUCCAACCAGCAGAACCUGGGCACCAUCAAGUGCUCCAACCUGUGCACGGAGAUUAUCGAGUACACCAGCCCCGAUGAGAUCGCCGUGUGCAACCUGGCCUCCAUCGCGCUGCCCCGCUUCGUGCGCGAGCGCGGCAGCCAGCCCGGCUGGGAGAGCAAGAAGCUGGUGGGCUCGCUGGACGCCGCCAACCGCUUCUUCGACUUCGAGAAGCUGGCUGAGAUGACCAAGAUGGUGACCCGCAACCUGAACAAGAUCAUUGACGUCAACUACUACCCGCACCCCAAGGCGCAGCGCUCCAACAUGCGCCACCGCCCCAUCGGCCUGGGCGUGCAGGGCCUGGCGGACACCUUCAUCCUGCUGGGCAUGGCCUUCGACUCGCCCGAGGCCGCCGAGCUGAACCGCCAGAUCUUCGAGGUCGUCUACCACGCUGCGCUCAGCACCUCGUGCGAGCUGGCGGAGCGUGACGGCCCCUACGAGACCUACGCCGGCUCGCCAGUGUCGCAGGGCGUCCUGCAGCCCGACAUGUGGGGCGUCAAGCCCACCGGCGUUGACGGCCGCUGCAACUGGGAGGAGCUGCGCAACCGCAUCGCGCAGCACGGCGUGCGCAACUCGCUGCUGGUGGCACCCAUGCCCACCGCCUCCACCUCGCAGAUCCUGGGCAACAACGAGUGCUUUGAGCCCUACACCUCGAACAUCUACGUGCGCCGCGUGCUGUCCGGCGAGUUCACCGUGGUCAACCAGCACCUGCUGCACGACCUGAACCGCAUGGGCAUCUGGUCCGCCGACCUGAAGAACGAGCUGGUGGCGGCGAACGGCUCCGUGCUGGAGCUGGAGAUCCCCGAGGAGCUCAAGGGGCUGUACAAGACGGUGUGGGAGAUCAAGCAGCGCACGCUGGUGGACAUGGCCGCCGACCGCGGCGCCUACAUUGACCAGAGCCAGAGCUUCAACGUGUUCAUGCCCGACCCCAACUUUGGCAAGCUGACCUCGCUGCACUUCUACGCCUGGCGCAAGGGCCUCAAGACCGGCAUGUACUACCUGCGCACCAAGGCCGCCGCCGACGCCAUCAAGUUCACGGUGGACCAGCAGGCGCUGUCCAAGAAGAAGACCACCCAGGGCACCUCGGCCGCUACCGCCGCCACGCCCCAGAUGAAGAUGCCCUCCAUGAGCGGCAACCUGGGCUUGACCCCCAACAUCACCGCCGCCGCCGCGUCGCUGCCCUCGACCAGCAACACGCCCGCCGUGUCCAACGGUGGCGCGGCCGCUGGUGGCGACACCGCCGCGGCUCGCCGCGCGGCUCAGCUAGCUCAGCUGGAGCGCGAGCAGCAGCUGGCAGCCAUGGUGUGCAGCCUUGAGAACAAGGACGCUUGCCUGAUGUGCGGCUCGUAAGCGGCUGGCUGGCGCCUGGGCUGCUGACUGGAACGCAGGAGUGCUGACUGGCCGUGCCUGGGUUCGUGGGCAGCGGGCAGGUGACGGGGACUGUGCAAGCGCCCCGCGUGUAGCAUGACAGUUGAGCGUAAGCGCUUUCUUACGCUGCCGGACAGUUGUUGGUGUGUGGCUGCAACGUGGGCAGAGUGAGGCACCCGAGACUGAUGGGCGUGUGCGGGUGGUCUUUUUCCUCUGCCACUGUCUGAGCCGCGUCCCUCAUUGAGCGUGACUUGGUGUUACUAGUUUAGGCGCAAUGCGCAGCCAUCUUAUCCAGUCGCCAGAGCAGACUAUGAUGGCUGUUGCAUGGAGAACGUUUUAGACAGGACGAGUGCGAAGGGGUGGGCCCGCCAUUGCGACUUGCAUCCCGCCUCCGUUAGCACUCAUCCGACAACUUCCUCUCCCUUCCACAAUUCAUUCACUCUUUGACUGACUGACUAGAUGACUGUGUACGUACGGCCGAAUCGGAUGUCGCGCUUCAAUGUGCAUACGUGUUGAUGGAUUCCAAAGGAUGGAAGACUUGCUGACGAGCAGGGUGAAGAGGACGGUGUGAGCGGUGUGCAGCCCAUGCAUUGUGGGCAUUGUAGGAGUAAGCGAGCAGCAGCAGUUGCUGCCAAGGAAAUGAUCGAAGCCACACGUGAGCACAUAUGUAACACGUAAUUUCC